AUCAUCUAAAGAGGAUUAAAAAUGUGCAUGCCUCUGCAUUAGGAAGACUCAGCUUACCUAAGUGUUCCAGUCCCCAGAGCCCCCUGUUUCCUCCAUAAUAAAAGAAUAAAGCAGAAGCAGGAGUUCUGCUUUCCAAUGACUUACAUCACCCUGCAGACAAUUGGCAGGCAGGAGAGGGGCAGCUGCCACACUCUUCAGAUAUCUCUCUAUUUAAAGUUCAAAGAGACGCUGGAUAACAAUAAGGAAGAGGUAAGUGUGCCCCGCGGCGCCACUCCACAGCAGGAAGAAUGGCCGGGAAAGCGGAGUCCACGUUACAGCACUUUCUGGUUCCCAUUCUUCUCCUGAUCGGCUGGAUUGUGGGCUGCAUCAUAGUGAUUUAUGUUGUCUUCUCUUAGACAGGCAAGAAGACCUCAGAUUGACAUCUUUUAGAAGACUUCAGAAAGAUGUGAAUGUGACUGAUUAAUAAAUGUGUCUCAUGUUAAAAAAAAAAAAACUGCGGUGUUCAGCAUCA
Marmota monax (woodchuck) is the source of this 511-nucleotide messenger RNA. It is a transcript of the gene Strit1, whose product is annotated as small transmembrane regulator of ion transport 1. The coding region runs from base 288 to 395 and encodes 35 amino acids. The record is from RefSeq and is a predicted model, not a curated record. The transcript has 3 exons. Lineage: Eukaryota; Metazoa; Chordata; Mammalia; Rodentia; Sciuridae. Gene Ontology annotation, biological process: regulation of ATPase-coupled calcium transmembrane transporter activity; regulation of slow-twitch skeletal muscle fiber contraction.